Molecule: messenger RNA, 840 nt
Organism: Beta vulgaris subsp. vulgaris (sugar beet)
Lineage: Eukaryota; Viridiplantae; Streptophyta; Magnoliopsida; Caryophyllales; Amaranthaceae
Product: CBL-interacting serine/threonine-protein kinase 11
Exons: 1
Coding region: 1-840 (279 amino acids)
Biological process (GO): protein phosphorylation
Molecular function (GO): protein kinase activity; ATP binding
Source: RefSeq, a predicted model, not a curated record
AUGCCAGAAAGACACUUCUCCGGCAAAUACAAGCUAAAAAAGCUCCUAAGCAGUGGUGCUUACGCAAAAGUGUACCAUGCUCGUGAUACACGCAGCGGCGAGAGCGUAGCGAUUAAAUCGCUAGACUCUGCCGACAACAUAGACAUAGUAGAAAUACAAGCUAUGAGUCGACUAAACCACCCACAUGUUACAAAAUUAAUGGAAGUCAUAGCUGGAAGUAGUCAAGUCUUUGUUAUAACAGAAUUCGCCAGAUGCGGUGACUUGUUUGAGAUGAUCUCGAAACGAGGCCCAUUAAUGGAAGAUCUUAGUCGUCAUUAUUUCCAGCAGCUCAUCUCAGCAGUCAAACACUGCCAUUCUCGAGGCGUAUUCCAUCGUGAUAUAAAACCAGAAAAUAUUCUCCUCGAUCACAAAUGGAGCCUUAAGCUAUCUGAUUUCGGCCUCGCCGCAAUCAUCGAUGAUCCUAAUGAUCAGCCUGGUCCGAUCCUUAGAGACCCUUGCGGGACAGUUGAGUAUGCGGCUCCGGAGGUGAUCAUGGCAGGACGAGGUGGAGGGUACUAUGGUGCGAAGGCUGAUGUAUGGUCAUGUGGUGUUGUUUUGUAUGUUUUAUGUACAGGGUUUUUACCAUUUAAUGGAGAAAAUUGUGAUUUGGAGGAAAUGGUGGAGAAGAUGAAGAGAGGAGAGUUUAGAUUGCUUAAGAAAAUGUCUUCGGGAUUGAAAUGGUUGUUGUUAAGAUUGUUGGAUUCGAACCCGGAGACCAGGAUAAGUGUUGAUGAGAUUUUACAGGAUCCUUGGUUUAGACAAGGGUAUGAUGAACUUGAACUUCUUGAAGAAGAAAGAUGA